This is a messenger RNA of Umbelopsis ramanniana AG, 3194 nucleotides long. RefSeq lists its product as uncharacterized. NCBI's taxonomy places the organism in Eukaryota, Fungi, Mucoromycota, Umbelopsidomycetes, Umbelopsidales, Umbelopsidaceae. The transcript has 4 exons. The coding region runs from base 29 to 2983 and encodes 984 amino acids. The record is from RefSeq and is a predicted model, not a curated record.
UUUUAUUCUUCUCGGGUUGUUGAGCGAAAUGACACAAUCGCCCUACCACCGUGUUGAAUUCAACGUCCAUAACAAUAAUCAAACCACCUCAAUAAAGCUCGCGCUCAAACCUGAGUUCACUCUCAAAGAUGCGUUGACCCAAGUUCGUAAUGUCUGGACUGCUGAAACUAAGCACAGUGCCAACCUUGCCGCUAUCAACCUUUUGUCCGUAAAAGAUUCUGAAGGCUUUUGGUUACCACAAGACAGCGCAAUUAAUUGCGUCCUCAAGUUGAACGAUAAGGUUGAUGUCUUCGUAGCCAACAACAAGAGAAAGCCUGAACAGAGCGAGGGAGCUCCUCCAAAGAAAGCUAAAGUCGACAAGGGUGCCAAGACGAAUGGUUCUACUGCAGCAAAGCAAACUUCUCCCGCCAAGCAAUCAACUUCCUCUGCUACCGUGCCUGGAAGCCCUGCAAAGGGUGCAGUCAAAGCUCAGGACAAGACUCAGCCUCCCAAGGUUCAUUCUCACAAAGGUGAAGGAAAGAAGGCAGAGAACGGUGGUCAAAAGAGGAAACAUGAAGAGAUUGCCGAGAAGUCGCCAGAAGAUAAAAGUAAUGACAAUAAUGUGAAGGCAGACGAUGGCAACAUGCAAGGUAAACCUGAUAACAAGGCCAAGCAAGCCGAUAACAAGAAAGCAAAACAGGGACAACCUAAUGCCGGGAAAUCAGCGAAAUCUAAUCACCAUCAAGAAAAGCAUGACAAAAACAAGAAGAAGAAAGGUAACCAGGCCGAGCAGAACAAACACAAGAAGCCGGAACAUAAGACCGGAGAGAAGACCAAGCAAAAUAAACAAGCUUCUAAGACUGAUAAAAAGCCAAAUGCUAAUCAGAAGAAGCAAGCAAGUCUUGUUGAAAAGGCAGAACCCAAAGCCGAUAACAAAAUAGAGCAAAAGACUGCGCAAAAAAAGCAGAAGGCUGAGCCUAAGCCAGAAGAGGAGAAAGAUGUCACACCUAGAGAGUUGACUAUGAACCAGGAGGAAUUCAAUUUGAACAGGGAAGGGCAAGCCGAUGGGGGUCACACUAAGAAAACCAAAUACCAGCAGAAAGAAGGACUCCAGGACGAGUCUGAACCUGAACCAUUUUCGGAUAUGACAGUCGAGGCAACCACAGCGAAAUCCAAAACCAAGAAGCACAAAGCAGAGAAACAUCAAAAACAUAGUCACGAUCUUUCAGCAUCUGCCGCCGCCGAAGUGCAUACUGAAUCGAAGAAGCAUAAAAAGAACAAGAAGAACAAGAAGAAGAAAGAGGAAAAGGAAAUGCAUAGAAAGCACAGCCAUGAUUUAUCCGCAACUGCCCCAAUAGAAGAGCAGACGCAAAUCGAUACCACAUCGCAGAAAAAGAAGGAGAAGAAGCAGAAGAAGAAGGAAGAGAAGGCUAGAAGAAAGAGCAAGGAUCUGACAGCAGAUUCUCCUUUAGAGCAACCGUUGCCAAUGGAUACCAAGCUUGAGAAGGAGGAAAAAGCGAAGAAACACAGUCAAGCUAAAAUCACUGCAUCUGACGCUAUGACACCGCCAGCAGUUGAAGCUGCGCCAAAGAAACAUAAGGCUGAGAAGAAGCGGAAGUCGAGUCUGCUUCCCAUUGCUUCAUUCGAACAGGAUGUACUUUCUGUCGAGCCUGAGACAACGGUUCCUGUAGCGGCUGAAAUAGCUUCUGGGCCCGCUAUCCAUACCCAAAAUGAAGAUAAGGAACCAGCUGACGAAGACAAUUUUAUUAGCGCACUCUUCCCAGAAGCUGGGUCAGCAUCUUCUGAUACCACUAUCACUCCACCUACGGCAGAUGUCCCUGAGGAAACUACGAUGUCUCCUGAUGCUGAAACGGAAUCUUCGCCAGAAGUGGAAGCAACUGUGACCCCGACCAUAGAGGAACCUAGCUUUUCAAAUGGUGCAGACUCUGGCUCUGAUAUUGAGGAAGAGGACCCUGAAGCAACUGUGACCCCAGACAACGAGGAACCUAGCUUUUCUCAAGCUACAGAUCAUGGCGCUAACUCUGAUGUGGCGGAAGAGGAAGUGAAUUUCAAUGAAGUAGAGGAAGCAGAGGAAACGAAUGUUGCUGUCAGUGAGGAAUUACCAGAUAUUCUAGCAAGUAAUUUACCUAUUAGUUCGAUGGAAGAUACUCCUGAGCCUGAUGUAGACGACAUAGAGAUGCAACCCUCUCCUGUUGUGGAAUCGCGCGAACUAUCAUUUGAACCUCAAGCAUCAAGUACACCUAUCAUGAUAGAUUCGCCAAGCACCAAUUCUGUUCAUGAAAUGGAAAUUGAAACACAGCUGGAGCAAAAUACUGAAGCAUCUUCUCUUGAGCAAGACGUGAUGAAAGACGAAGGAUCCACCGUCGAACAGGACGAUGAUGUGUCAGUUGCACAAGUCGAAGAAUCUGAAGAAGUGAUAUCUUCUCAGGCUAUACUUCCAGCUUCUGGUAUAAGUACACCUACUAGCCAACUGGACAUUCAGUCGACCAAGGAGGCACAAGAAGAUCCGGAAAGCUCCUCUGCAGAAUCGUCUUCAGACGAUGAUGAUGACGAUACUUUUGGAUUUGGUGCUUUCACAAAAUCAGAAGCAGACAACCAGGAACAACCUGACGGAGGCUACCUUCAGACCACCAUCAAUAUACUUGAAGACAUAUCCAAUGAAUCUGCCAAACCAGUCGACGUCAAAGCGGUGGAGGCAGCUACAGAACUUCGCAAGGUAUGUGACGAAGAAUUCAAAACGCGGCUUACAAGAGCUAUCAAGAAUGGAGGAGAGACUGUAAAAUCUGGAAAGGAAAUGCAACAAUUACAAGCUGCACAGUUAGGAGACGAAGAUAGCGAAGAUCACCCAACCUCCGGCCUAUUGCCAGGCUUCAUGUCCAAAUCUAGAGCUCCCACUCUUUCUGAAAUAUACGCCAAUAGCCAACGCUAUAUAUAUAAAUCCAUCCACGGUAGAUCUCCACCACCGUCUCCAUCUCGCCGUUAACACUUUUGCCUACCAAUAUUGUAUUCUUCAUUCCUGUAAAUUCAGCUGUCCAACCAACGUUUUACUGAUGCUUUCCAGUCUAUCCAAUAUUUGCAUCUCAUUAGUAGGGUAGAUAGAUUAAGCGCUUUCUUUAAUACAUGUAAAUUCAAUCCCCAGCUUUGAAGCAGCAGACCAAAAAGAAGGGCUGGACAAAACGUGAAUGCAAAUGACC